AUGAACAACAUGGUUCAGCUGUCCAACAUUCCAAAGUCAAUAUUUCCAUCGCCGGGCACCACAUACCAGACAGCCGACGAGUGGUACACGGUAUUGGCUGACAUGCAAAUGGCAACUCUACUGUUCCAGCACAACGAUAUCGUAUCGUCGGAGGACGACGGCAGGACCAAGUACGUCGCUCGCCAACUAUUCCGCAGGCUGGCUAAGCAAGGCCGGCUGUCGACCUUUGGGUUUGCUGAAGACGACUGGUCAGACCACUGCAAGCAGGCUAGGGGUACGCUGCCGGCUCCAAAUGGUUCUGGCUCGUUCCGCCUAUGGUCGGAUGACUUUCGACCAGCCAACAUUCUGGUUGACGAGAAAGACCAAGUCCUUGGGGCUAUCGACUGGGAGUUCGCAUACGUUGGGCCAACACAAUUUACGCUUGACCCGCCGUGGUGGCUGCUGCUUGAUGUGCCAGAGAUGUGGGAUGAAGGCAUUGACGACUGGGCGAGCACAUACGAAAGACGGCUGCAGACGUGGCUGUCGGCCGUGGAAGAGACCGAGCAAGAAUUUCCUACUGGCGCCCUAUUGCUCUCAAGAUAUAUGCGAGACAGCUGGGCGUCGGGUCGUUUCUGGUUGAACUACGCUGCGAGAAAGAGCUGGGCCUUUGACACCAUCUAUUGGAAGUAUCUGGAUCAGAGAUUCUUUGGCAAGCGGGCAGAAGAUGUCCCCACAGACGAGCUGUGGAAGACGAGGGUGCACCUCUUGAUCGAAGAGGAGCAAGCAGCGAUGGAGUCUCUGGUUCAAAUGAAGAUGGAGGAGUCGAAAACACGGAUUCUGGUUCAGUGGGACGAUGCCAAAGCGAGAGAGCGUUUGUCUUCCUACCUAUUUGAGUAA
Molecule: messenger RNA, 876 nt
Organism: Purpureocillium takamizusanense
Lineage: Eukaryota; Fungi; Ascomycota; Sordariomycetes; Hypocreales; Ophiocordycipitaceae
Exons: 1
Coding region: 1-876 (291 amino acids)
Source: RefSeq, a predicted model, not a curated record